AUGACAGUUAUCGAUUUAAAUACUGGGAAACCACAUGAAAACCCGACCAAAUUCAGUCGCAGCAAUAGCAAAAUCUCAACUAAGCAAAAGGAUACAGGUAUUCGAAUUCAAUGGAUAUAUGAACCUGACAAGUUACUUCCAACAAAAGUUGAACCUGCUCCGAUAGCUGUUAAUAAUGUACUCGACAGAGGUGAAUAUUACGAACGUCCAGAAGCUGUGAUUGGUGUUCUUGUUCAUUCUGGUGAAGAACCUGUUGCUGUUGCUGCAUGGUAUGGUAAUGAUCAUAAAGGUGAUUGGAAUAUUUACGGAGACCAACCUGAACAAUCACAGCAGGUAUAUUUCUUAAGUGGUGCAAAGACCAUAUUCGUGGGACGAUUCUAA
Molecule: messenger RNA, 381 nt
Organism: Candida tropicalis MYA-3404
Lineage: Eukaryota; Fungi; Ascomycota; Pichiomycetes; Serinales; Debaryomycetaceae
Exons: 1
Coding region: 1-381 (126 amino acids)
Source: RefSeq, a predicted model, not a curated record